This is a messenger RNA of Microtus ochrogaster (prairie vole), 1134 nucleotides long. It is a transcript of the gene Gsto1, whose product is annotated as glutathione S-transferase omega 1. Gene Ontology annotation, biological process: L-ascorbic acid metabolic process; glutathione metabolic process. NCBI's taxonomy places the organism in Eukaryota, Metazoa, Chordata, Mammalia, Rodentia, Cricetidae. The record is from RefSeq and is a predicted model, not a curated record. Gene Ontology annotation, molecular function: glutathione dehydrogenase (ascorbate) activity; glutathione transferase activity. Gene Ontology annotation, cellular component: cytoplasm.
GGCUGAGCGCUGGCGCUUAAGGCAAGACAAGGCUAGGCCAUGUGCUUCCGGAGUCGCCUGCAAACAAGAGAGGGAUCUUCGUGGCUCUUGGCCUGCACAGCUCAACGAUGUCCGAGGCAUCCGCCAGAAGCUUGGGGAAAGGAAGCGCGCCUCCCGGUCCGGUCCCGGAGGGUCAGAUCCGCGUCUACAGCAUGAGGUUUUGCCCCUACGCUGAGAGGACGCGGUUGGUCCUGAAGGCCAAGGGAAUCCGGCACGAAAUUGUCAACAUCAACCUGAAAAACAAGCCUGAGUGGUUCUUCAAGAAGAAUCCGUCUGGGCUGGUGCCAGUUCUGGAGGACAGUCGGGGUCGCUUGAUCCGCGAGUCCCUCAUCACUUGUGAGUACCUGGAUGAGGCGUACCCGGAGAAGAAGCUGUUCCCAGACGACCCUUACGAGAGAGCUUGCCAGAGGAUGACCAUAGAGUUAUUCUCUAAGGUGCCCUCCUUGGUUUCAAGCUUUAUUAGGACGAAGAAGAAGGAAGACCAUCCUGGCAUAAAAGAAGAAUUGAGGAAGGAAAUGAGCAAGCUAGAGGAGGCUAUGACUAAUCGGAAGGUAGCCUUCUUUGGUGGGGAUUCUCUCUCUAUGGUGGAUUAUCUUCUGUGGCCUUGGUUUGAACGGCUGGAAGUGCUGGAACUCGAUGAGUGUAUAGCCCACACCCCAAACCUCAAGCUCUGGAUGGCAGCCAUGCAGAAAGACCCCACAGUAUCAUCUGACUUACUUGAUGCCAAGAGCUUUCGUGGUUUCUUAAGUCUCUACCUACAGGACAGCCACGAGGCCUGUGACUAUGGGCUCUAAGGGCAUAAGUCCUUAGUGAAUGAUAUUUUCCUUUACUGAUAUGAAUGGCAAGCUCUCACUUAGCCCAGUAUUCUCCCUGGCUCAUUUCUCACUGAUUUCACCUUAUGGCCUAAUUGGGUUUCCUCCAGGCCCCUCUGCUGCUGUAUUUCUAUUUCAGAAUAAUCAAUUCUAGUGGUCCUAACACUUCACCGAAAACCCCCAAACCAUCACCUGUAGUUUGAACUCCUGAUUUCAAAAAAAUGUCAAAUUUUUUAUUCCUUAUUUUUAAAUUAAAAGCUGCGAUUUCCCAUUAUUUCCAUCA